This is a messenger RNA of Cucurbitaria berberidis CBS 394.84, 705 nucleotides long. RefSeq names its product acyl-CoA N-acyltransferase. The coding region runs from base 1 to 705 and encodes 234 amino acids. The record is from RefSeq and is a predicted model, not a curated record. NCBI's taxonomy places the organism in Eukaryota, Fungi, Ascomycota, Dothideomycetes, Pleosporales, Cucurbitariaceae. The transcript is spliced from 2 exons. Gene Ontology annotation, molecular function: acyltransferase activity, transferring groups other than amino-acyl groups.
AUGCCGAUCCGUCUCGCCACGCCCUCAGACGAACCGGCCAUAGUGUCCGCCUGCACCGCAGCAUUCUUCGACGAAGCUUUAUUUGGCCGCGUAAUACAUCCCCAUCGCCACGAGUACCCGGAAGAUGUCGAAAUCUUCUGGCACGAACAAAUUCGUCACAGCUGGAGGGAGCCAAACAAUAAGAUCCUCGUCGCCAUUACUAUAGAGAAGGGGGAGGAGAAGGUGGUCGGUGUAGCUGUGUGGCAGCGACAAGGAGAUGAUGAGGGAAGAAAAAAGGUAGAGGCUGAGUGGGUGGACGUUGGUCCAGACGCCUUCCGGCCCCUCCCGUCAACAGUCAACCGGGCCAUCGACCCCAAUAAGCGCACCAUUUUGGAAGACUCUUAUCCGUAUUAUUCACAUCACUGGUCACCAUCCAAAAACUCCAUUCCCCGCUCCCGAAACUGGUAUCUUUCCUUGUGUUGCGUACACCCUUCGUACGAGCAUCGUGGCCUUGGCCGUGAACUCGUCCACUGGGGGCUUGAAAGAGCCAGAGAAGAAGGCGUUCAUGCGAGUGUGCUUGCAAGUCACAACAAUGAUCCUUUCUACUUACGUUGCGGUUUUGACGAGAUAGUGGCUGACUGCACGGAAGGUGAAGAGAAUCCGCUACAGGGUGUCGAAGGAGGUAGUCUUUUGUUUAUGUGGGCGAAAGGGCAGGAUAAGGGGUAA